GGCAUAUAAACCAGAGGGGAGAACGGAAGUGUGAUCAGAAGUUCAGAACAAUCCCUAAAAUUACUCUCCAUCCAGAUCUGCCGGAGAAACCGGAUUCCGAGGCAUUUCCGGCGAGGCCUUUCCAAACAACAUGCACAAUCAGGAAGCUGCCUGGAGAAAUUCCGAGCGAGUCGACUCGGAAUUUGAGGGUACAAAGCAAGAGAAGAAGAAAUUCGAGAGGCGAUUGGUGAAGUACCAUGACCUGCCGGAAUAUCUACAGGACAACGAGUUCAUUUUGGACUACUACAGAUGCGAAUGGCCGCUCAAGGACGUGCUCUUGAGUGUUUUCUCUUGGCACAACGAAACCCUCAACAUCUGGACACAUCUAGGAGGAUUCUUGAUAUUCGUCGGAUUGACAGUGAUGAGCUCCACGGUGGAUCUCGGAGGCUUGAUGACGAAUUUUUCCAGAGCUCGGGUUUCCGGCCAGUUAACGACGCUGAUGAUCAAGAAUUUGAGCGUCUCCGAUCAUCACAUAUUUCCUGAUUCACAGUUAAGGUACAUUUCUCAACAAUCAAAUUUAAGCAUACAAGAAGAAAGUGGGUCUGAGGUCAUUGCAAAAUGGCCCUGGUUUGUUUUCUUGGCUGGUGCCAUGGGUUGCUUGGUCUGCAGUUCCCUCUCACACCUCCUAGCUUGCCACUCCAAACCCUUUAACCUCUUCUUCUGGCGCCUGGACUAUGCUGGCAUCUCCCUUAUGAUAGUCUGCUCCUUCUUCGCACCCAUCUAUUACAUCUUCUUCUGCUAUCCUUAUUCACAGCUGUUUUACCUCACAUCCAUAACUGUGGCCGGUAUUCUUGCCAUCAUCACCUUGCUCGCCCCAGCUCUUUCUUCCCCUCGUUUUCGAUCCUUUCGAGCUGCGCUGUUUCUCACCAUGGGUUUCUCUGGUGCGGUUCCAGCAGCACAUGCUGUUAUCAUCCACUGGGGUGAUCCACAUGUAUUUGUAUCCCUUGGCUUCGAGAUUGUGAUGGGCUUUCUCUAUGCUGCGGGGGCUGCAUUUUACACUAGUAGGAUUCCGGAGCGAUGGAAGCCUGGUGCAUUUGAUAUUAUAGGGCAUAGCCAUCAGAUUUUUCAUGUAUUUGUUGUUCUAGCGGCAAUUGCUCACUGUGUUGCCACACUAGUAGUUAUGGAUUUUCGCUGGGGAUCACCAACCUGUAUGUAGGCAUUCUAUACAUUGCAGAUGAUUAGAGUAACUGGCCAGGAACCUCUGUCAAAUUGUUUUCUCCCGUCUGGCUAAAAUUGUAUAACAAGAAGUUCAACCUCUAUCACUACCAGGAAAUUGUCUACAGAUUUGUUCAAAAGGGAGAGGAACUAGCUGUAUUAAUUAAUGAAAUUCAAUAUUACUGUGUCACCAGUUAUGCUAUAUUUUUCCUAGUCCUAGACUGCAAAAAAAAAAAUUUUGUUGG
Molecule: messenger RNA, 1439 nt
Organism: Rubroshorea leprosula
Lineage: Eukaryota; Viridiplantae; Streptophyta; Magnoliopsida; Malvales; Dipterocarpaceae
Source: the annotation of a GenBank genome assembly